AUGGAGAAAGUUGAUGCACACUCCCCGCCCGAGACCUGUCAACUUAUGACCCAGUCCGGUGUUGCGAAGGCAAAGCUUCCUUGGGCAGAUCUGAUAAUCAAGUCAUUCUUUGGAGGUAUCUUCAUAUCUCUUGGGUCGCUAUUCAACCUCGUCGUAGCAGGUGGUGCUUCUGGUCUGCGCUCCUCGGAUCCAUCUUUAGCUACGUUGAUAGCCGCAUUCACCUUCCCCAUCGGCUUUGUCUUGACUAUCAUGACCAAUGUGGAGUUGGUCACGAGUAACAUGGCGGUAAUGACGUACACAACCCUGCAGAAAAGGACGAGGUGCUUGUUCUUUGCUGGCGUUCUGGCGUGGUGGAGCGAUACUUUGGAAUCCGAUGCCCAGUCGACGUAUGCUGUAACACAAGCCGAAGGCAGGGUUAAUGUCAACUGGGGCUUCAACUUUACCAGAGGUAUCGGAUGCAACUGGCUUGUAGGAUUGGCGGUUUACAUGGCUACGAGCGGGAAAGACAAUUUGUCCAAGAUUGUUGGAAUCUGGCUACCAAUUUGGACCUUUGUUUGCCUCGGAUACCAACACUCCAUUGCAAAUUUCUUUCUCGUCCCUAUUGGAAUGUUUUAUGGUACUGAGGUUGGCGUGGGAAAAUUCAUCUACCAGUCCGUGAUUCCUGUAACGCUUGCAGGCAUGUCUGUCAUUGUCGGCGACAGGGACCAGAUUGCCGUCGACAGCUUGAACAAAACAUACGGUCAUGCGAUGAGAGCAUUCAAGAUGGAUGUAGCGCAGCAAGAAGACUGGGCAACUUUGAGACGGACUAUCGACAACGAAUAUUCAGGUCUUGUAGCACUACUUGCCUUGAAUGCUGGGAUCAAGCCUGAGUGCUCCUUUGAUGACGUUUCCUCCUUUCAGACAACGUUCAACACAAAUGUCUUUGGCGUCGUUGCAGGGAUUAGCUCACUGCUACCAUGUGUCAAAGCAAAUGUUGCCAAAGGCAACCCCUCUUCUGUCGUAAUCACCGGCUCAAAGCAGGGCAUAACGAAUCCACCUGGAUAUCCAGCCUACAAUGCCUCCAAGGCAGCAACUAAGGUCAUUGCAGAGCAGUUGCAUUAUGACUUGAGCAACAUCCAGUGCCUUUCGGUACACCUUCUCAUUCCAGGGUGGACGCAUACCGGCAUGAAUGGCAGAGCUUCCCAGGAUGAGACGCAGAAGCCAGACGGGGCCUGGUGGCCAGAGCAGGUCGUUGAUUAUUUGGAACAAAAGAUGCUUGAACAUCAAUUUUGGGUGAUUUGCCCCGAUAAUGAGGUGUCUGAGCCUAUGGAUCAGAAACGAAUGACGUGGAGUGCUGGAGAUGCCGUGGAGGGACGACCUCCACUCAGCAGAUGGAGGGAAGAAUACAAAGAAGACUUCGAUGCCUUUGCCAGGUUGGAUACAUAG
This is a messenger RNA of Colletotrichum karsti, 1425 nucleotides long. Its product is annotated as formate nitrite. The transcript has 5 exons. Lineage: Eukaryota; Fungi; Ascomycota; Sordariomycetes; Glomerellales; Glomerellaceae. Gene Ontology annotation, molecular function: high-affinity secondary active nitrite transmembrane transporter activity; oxidoreductase activity. The coding region runs from base 1 to 1425 and encodes 474 amino acids. Gene Ontology annotation, cellular component: membrane. Gene Ontology annotation, biological process: nitrite transport; transmembrane transport. The record is from RefSeq and is a predicted model, not a curated record.